Messenger RNA from Fusarium tjaetaba, 2862 nucleotides. Its product is annotated as adenylate cyclase. The transcript has 3 exons. The coding region runs from base 1 to 2862 and encodes 953 amino acids. The record is from RefSeq and is a predicted model, not a curated record. Gene Ontology annotation, molecular function: protein binding. NCBI's taxonomy places the organism in Eukaryota, Fungi, Ascomycota, Sordariomycetes, Hypocreales, Nectriaceae.
AUGGAACGGCCAGAUCGACUCCCCGGCUUGUCCGUCAGUUCUGCAUCGCAGGCUUCAGUCACAAGAAGCUUACCCGAAAACCACGUAUCUGGACGACGUCCAGUCCCAAACUCAGCAGCCACAUCUAACGGACCGCCACCACCACCUCCGAUUCCUACCUUGCGAAGCAUUCCCUCCAGUUCCUCUCUUUCUGCCGUGGGCAUGUCGGCAGCUCAGGUUAUUAGUCUCGCGCGUGAGGCAAUGCAAAAUGCCAUCGAAAGCGAGAGCCAAGCCGCUGAAGCAGGCGCCGUCAGCACAGGGCUUAGAACCGGAGUCACAAUUGACCUCAGUCGCAAAGGGAUCCAAAAACUACCAGAUGAAGUUGUGGAUAUCGUCAAGGGGGAUCUGGAGCGACUAGCAUUGUCUCAUAACCAACUGACAACAUUGCCCGCUCGCUUUUCUGAAUGCACAUCAUUGCGAUAUCUCAACAUCCGGGGCAAUCAGAUCAAGGAGUUUCCUAUGCCUAUACUUGACCUUGGCCGAAACCAACUUCGAAGUCUUCCUCCGGAUAUUGUGAGACUCUCGUCAUUGAAAGUUUUGUCUAUCCCAAAGAACCAAAUCCGGGAGUUACCACUAUGUAUUGCCGAUAUGGGGUCUUUGCAAGUGAUCAAGUUUGAGGGCAAUCCUAUCAACUUUCCGCCGCGUGAUGCAAUACAAGUGCAAGCCGCAAGCCCCCCGCAUGAAGGCAUUCAGAAAGACAACGAAGUUACGGAGGUGGCGGUAACGCUACAGAUCAAACGCUUUCUGAAGCAGCAUGCCGUCAACGGCCGAUCCGAAUCUGACAAUACAGGCGACGAAUCUAGUGAGGGCGCGGAAACCCCUCGCUUCCCAUUGAAAAGGGUUGCAAGCGGGAGAUUCCCUGUCAAAGUCAGUGGUGCUGAUUUGCCUGAUAUUCGUUCACCCAAUCUUGGAUCAAGGGCGCCUCCGAUACCAUCGAGAUCACAUUAUCGUGGACUUUCCCAACAAAACAGCGCUUUUCGACGACCCGGUGUCAUGCCAUUGACGAUUGGUAAUGUCAAUGAGCGUGUUCGUAGCAACUCAGAAAGCCUACUGAGGGCGGAGCGGUCAGAGAGCCGCAACAGGCGCAUGGGAAUCGUGUCCAGAAAACCCUCUGACCUUGGUACACUUGAUGAGAUGCAAGUGAAUAAUCGAUUUAGUCAUUAUCGUGGCCUGAGUCAUGGAUCUGCUAUGCAAGGUAAUCAAGCAACGACGAAGAGCCCUGCGACUCCAACAGAACCAUACUUGGCACGCCCGAUCUAUGUGAGACGUCUUUCUGUCCUCCCCGAACGGAGGCGAGAAUCAAAAGUUUAUGAUCCAGUCAUUGAAGCUGCUAAGGGCAUCCUCUACUCGGUCUUCCAGAUCCAUCCUAUGAUCCAGAUGCUCAUGAGCUUGACGAGUGAUGGGUCUGCUAAGCGAUCUAGCCUUGAGAUCGUGUUCUACAACACCAACUCCCACGUUGAGGAAUUGGAGCAGGAAAUCCAGAAACACGAGAACGCCUUGGUCGACCUCGACGACCGCUCCCAAAGAGAGAACGAAAACGUCCAUCGAGCCUGUCAAACUCUGGUUAGCGCAUAUGGCCACGUUUGUACACUUUUGGCCGAUAACAUCGAUACUUUCGUAAACAACGGAGAUGCUCGAUAUAUUCGAACACUUCUGAUGUUACUCUACAACAGUAUCAUGGAACUACGUGUGACACUAUCGUCUGUUAGUGCAGAAGAUGGGCGUCGACAAGCAGCCUCCAAGGGGGACCAGAUGGGUGAGCGUCCUCUUAGGGUGCAUGCACGUGAACCUUCCAUUACCCCCACUGUUGGUAGGUCAACAGGAGCUCGCAACCGCAAUGGCACUUUGGUACACCAUCCGGUCAAUUUGCGUGUUGCUACAGAUGUACCCGUGCCUACACCCCUUUCUGCGGCUUACCUCAAUGGCAAUGGUCGAACCGCCACUAUUGCAUCGGCUACUCCUCGAUCAGGAGAAUCUUUCUCCUCGAUAGGUAGUCGCGGGAUGUCUUCCGAGUUCACAGAAGAAGAUCGGCAGUUUGAGAAGAUAUUUUUAUCUUUGCAAAGGUCGACUGAUCUCGUUAUGGGGACACUUCCCAGUUUCCAAGCCCAACUAACAGGUGGCUUGAGGAACGCCAUGUAUCAGAGGACACCAGAGAGUGUAAUUCAGCACUGGAAAGCCUUGAUAACCAUGUGCGGUCAUGUCAUCCAACAGACGGAAAUCCUCAAGAACAGACUGUCACUGAUCAAACUCAAGGAGCCUGGAGUUCGAACACAAGCGAGCUUUUGGAGUCUCUGUAACAACUUCAGUCACUCUUGGGCGGAUAUGAUCUAUCAGAUCAAAUACGGCCCCAACAGUGUUCCACUGCCUCCUGACACAAGGGCACGAUUGCGACCGAUUCAGCAGAGUAUUAAGGAAACCAGCAACAUCAUCUCCAAGUCCCCUUGGCACUAUCUUUUCAACCAUCCCUCAGGUGCGCUGAACGGGCAGAUGCACUACCCCCCUCGCGGUAUGUCACCAACACAGGUCCCGAUUACGCCACAGAGUGCUGCUUUGGGACCCGCUAUGCAGGCGACAGUUCCCACGACGCCGCAAAGUGGUUCAUUCGCAGCGGCAUUUCACGGGAAUGUCUUUGACCGCGCCGACGCUCUCAUGGCCAACCCUGGCAUCUCUAUGGGGCGCAAUGGGGGAUUUGGAAAGGGUCAUAUGGGAUUCAGCUCACUGUCUUCACUAUCUUCUAUGUCCUCAGACGAGGGAAUACUUCCUUCUCAUGGGCCACUGGGACCAGUACCGCUCCGCCUGAACGGAGGCAAAGUUGCCUUUUAG